GCUGUUGUAUUCUUCAAAGAGUUGGUGGUGUAUUUCUCAGAGGAGGAAUGGGCUCUGCUGGAUCGGGGCCAAAGGACCUUGUACAGGGAAGUCAUGCUGGAGACAUACAGGAUCGUGGCCUCGCUCAGUUCAGUGUUGGAAGAUUCCCCUGCUCAGGAGCUGGGGUGUAUCUCCUCCAGAAUGGCCAAAGAUGAAGACCAGGAAGAGAUUGCUGGUGAUCUCAAGGGAUCAGGGGGACAGGAAGGGCAAAAAGCAGAGACUAGGAGGAAUCUGCCUGCCUUCCGGCCACAGGACUCUUGUCAAAACUUAAUCCAGAAACAGGAAGAAAAGGACAAAAGUCUUUCAGGUAGCAGGGCAUUAAUCUCCAAAUUCAAACUUGAAUUGAACCAGAGAAUUUAUACAGGGGAGAAACUCUAUCAACGUUCAGGAUGGACAAAGAGCUCAAACUUGCUUUCGCAUCAAAAAAUCCAUCCCAGUGAGAAAUCAGAUCAUUGCUCGGCGCCCAGAAAGAACUUUCUUCAGAUGGGUGAUCUUUUGCCGUAUCAAAGAAUUUACGGAGAAGAGGAAUUAUUUAAAUGCUCAGAGUGCGGAAGGCAAUUCAAUCAGAGCCCCUCUCUAGCCCGACACCAGCGAUUACACACGGAAGAAAGUCCCUACCGAUGCUUGGAGUGUGGAAAGUGUUUUGGUAGGAACACUUCCCUUAUUUCACAUGGGAGAAUCCACACUGGGGAAAAACGAUACAAAUGCCCGGAGUGCGGCAAGAGCUUUAGCCACACUGCGCUCCUAAGUCGGCAUAAAAAAAGUCACUCGGGAGAGAAGCCAUACCUCUGCUUGGAAUGUCCCAAGGCAUUCACCACGAAUGUCGGUCUGGUUUCUCACAAGAGAAUUCACACGGGGGAAAAACCGUACAUGUGUCUUGAGUGUGGAAAGUGGUUUCGGCAGGGAACACACCUUACGACCCACCGGAGGACCCACACUGGGGAGAAGCCGUACAAAUGCUUUGAGUGUGGAAGGAGCUUCAGUCAGAGUUCGCACCUCACUUUGCACCAACGGACUCACACAGGAGAGAAACC
Molecule: messenger RNA, 1073 nt
Organism: Thamnophis sirtalis
Lineage: Eukaryota; Metazoa; Chordata; Lepidosauria; Squamata; Natricidae
Biological process (GO): regulation of transcription by RNA polymerase II
Molecular function (GO): DNA-binding transcription factor activity, RNA polymerase II-specific; RNA polymerase II cis-regulatory region sequence-specific DNA binding
Source: RefSeq, a predicted model, not a curated record